UAUUAAAGAGCAGCAUUCUCACACGUGUUUUGAUGACUCCGUUUCGCUUGAAAAGCUAAUUUAAAUAUGUGUGUGUAAAUAAUUAGUUUAAUUAUAUGCACACAGUCAGCAUAGAAGGAGGCAUGGCUUAACUACCCGGCAGUGCGCCCUCAGUUCGAGCCAUAUUUUUGUGCCACAGAUUCACUUUUUAUUCUGGUGCAGCCGGGUGAAGUUUUGAAAGGACGCGGCGCCAUGAUUCACAGUUUGUUUCUGAUCAACACUUCUGGUGACAUAUUUUUGGAAAAGCACUGGAAGAGUGUGAUCAGCCGCUCCGUCUGCGAUUAUUUCUUCGAAGCUCAGGAAAAAGCCGCGGACGUGGAGAAUGUGCCGCCUGUCAUCCCUACCCCGCACCACUACCUCAUCAACAUCUACCGGGAGAAGAUCUUCUUCGUGUCUGUCAUUCAGACCGAAGUACCCCCUCUGUUCGUCAUCGAGUUCCUCCAUCGGGUCGCUGAAAUGAUUCAGGAUUACUUUGGAGAUUGUUCCGAAACCACGAUCAAGGACAACGUGGUUAUAGUAUACGAGCUUCUGGAGGAGAUGCUGGAUAACGGAUUUCCCUUGGCUACGGAAUCGAAUAUCUUGAAAGAGCUAAUCAAGCCCCCGACCAUUCUGCGGUCCAUGGUCAACACGAUCACAGGCAGCAGUAAUGUUGGAGACACUCUGCCAACGGGUCAGCUGUCCACCGUCCCCUGGAGGAGAGCCGGGGUGAAGUACACCAACAAUGAGGCUUACUUCGACGUGGUGGAGGAGAUUGACGCCAUCCUGGAUAAAUCAGGGACGACAGUGUUUGCUGAAAUCCAGGGUGUGAUCGAUGCUUGCGUCAAACUUUCUGGGAUGCCGGACCUCACCCUGUCCUUCAUGAACCCGAGGCUGCUGGACGACGUGAGCUUCCACCCCUGCGUGCGCUUCAAGCGCUGGGAGGCCGAGAGGGUCCUCUCCUUCAUCCCCCCCGACGGAAACUUCCGGCUCCUGUCUUACCACGUCAACGCACAGAACUUGGUAGCCAUUCCUGUGUACGUGAAGCAGAACAUCAGUUUCUUUGAGAGCGGGUCGUCAGGGCGACUGGACAUCACCGUGGGCCCCAAGCAGACCAUGGGGAAGCCGGUGGAGUCGGUCAUUGUUACAGUGCACAUGCCAAAGGUCGUGCUCAGUGCCAAUCUGGCAACCGCCCAGGGCAACUACACCUACGACCCGGUCACCAAGGUCCUGGUGUGGGACAUCGGCAAAAUCAACCCCCAGAAGCUGCCCAACCUGAGAGGGAGCCUGAGUCUGCAGUCGGGCGCCCCCAAACCGGAGGAGAACCCCAGCCUGGUGCUCCAGUUCAAGAUCCAGCAGCUGGCCAUCUCAGGGUUGAAGGUUAACCGGCUGGAGAUGUUUGGGGAGAAGUACAAGCCUUUCAAAGGUGUUAAAUAUCUGACCAAAGCUGGGAAGUUUCAGGUCCGGACGUGAUUCAGCACAUAAGCUUUUCCAAAAGUAUAAAGGUCAAAACAAUGUAGUGCCAAAAAAAAAAAAAAGCAUUUACAUUUAAGAUGCCAUUAAAUAAUGUUGAUGCUGUCAUGUAUCUCAGAACAUUUAGGAACGACUUUACACUUUUGUGUGAAAUGUGACAAAUGUGUGGAGUACAUGACACACUACAUGUCUGGAAACCCAUUUCACAAGAGUAGCCUUAAAGUAUUUUUUGGAGAAAAGAAAAAAGGGAUUUGGUUGAAUUUCUUCCUCCUUCAAGGAGGACAGCCUUAAAUAAUGUUACAGACCUAGACCGAAAUCCUUUCGUAACUUCGGACAUCCUAAUGCAACGACACUUGUAGAAUGAAUAAUCUUUUUCCACAGUUUAGGUACAUUUUAUACUGAAGGUCGCCUUUAAAAUGAAUUUUGAAAAGUAUAUUCUAUUUUAGGGAAUGUGUGACAUUAGGCAGUUCAUAAACCAUGUGAAAUUCCCAGCAGAAUUGAAAUUGGGAAUAAGUGUAACAUUCCACAUAUUCUUGUCCAUGUUUCGUCUGUCUGCACUACAGAAUUAACCAGGAAAACCAUUUGCUGCCAUUUUGUGCCCAAAAAUCCUUAAAUUAAACAACUCACAUUUUUUCCAGCGAGGGGCAAUCAACUGAACCUUAACUAAGCCCUUUGAUAUCCUCUUUUGAGAAGUACCUCCCCUUUUUUCACCGAACCAGUGAAUAUUGCCUUCAGAAGCUUAAGCAGAAGCUUGCUUCAGUCACUCAAUCUUUAAUAAAAAUAUGCAAGUUCUUUAUUUUCCCCCUGUGCCUAAUUCACAGCCUGAUAUCACGUCUCUUGGUCAUGUGUCUGAGAUUCUUUGCCUUGCGGAGAGUGCAGACCAUUCCUCAGAAGCACAGGGAGCUUGUGUGCCAAGAGAACUAGUACUAGUGUUUACCAUAGGAGAGCACUACAGUCAGAAACCAUGUGUCGAUGUGUGUGUGUGUGUGUGUGUGUGUGUGUGUGUGUGUGUGUCGACCGCGUGUGUCGCUGUGUGGAGACGGCGGACAUGAGAACAGAAGCAUAUCGGCUGAUGGUCUACACGCAGUCUGUGAACUGGUACACAAAUACAGAACAGGGGACCAGUGUGCAUUUCAGUACAAGGGAGACAAGAAAUGGGAAAUGUAUGAUUCAAGGGAAGAGCUAUGUGUGUCUUAAAAUAAAUUUGAACAUUUAAUUAAA
This is a messenger RNA of Conger conger (European conger), 2709 nucleotides long. It is a transcript of the gene ap3m1, whose product is annotated as adaptor related protein complex 3 subunit mu 1. Bases 232 to 1488 code for a protein of 418 amino acids. The transcript has 9 exons. Gene Ontology annotation, cellular component: cytoplasmic vesicle; clathrin adaptor complex. NCBI's taxonomy places the organism in Eukaryota, Metazoa, Chordata, Actinopteri, Anguilliformes, Congridae. Gene Ontology annotation, biological process: endocytosis; intracellular protein transport. The record is from RefSeq and is a predicted model, not a curated record.